AUGGGACGCAUAGCAAAUUUUCUAGGCGCCCCACAACCUGCUGUUCGACGCAGGCCAAACCAGGUUAUAAUCCAGGGAGAAGAACCAACGAUAGAUCAGGUUCGACCACAAAGGCAAGCCCCUGGCGAAAGAGUCACGGGGGCAAGAUUGGAACAACAACCAAUUCGACGGGAAGCCUCUGAAGAACAACCUAGGAGAGUGAUAAUGGUUAAUAGAGACCAGGAUGCAGACGAAGUAAUUCAUAGGGUUAGGCGGGAAAACAUGGUGGAAAAUGACCUAACCAGUAUGAUAGAGAGAAUCAUGGCCCAAAAUGGUCUAAACACAGGACUUCGACGGCCAAAUUAUUCUUCUCCUCUAUCAGAAUAUGUCCUGCAAACAGAAUUACCAAGGGGUUGUAAAAUCCCUAAGUUCACCAAAUUCUCAAGGGAUACUAGUGAAUCCACUAUAGAGCAUAUAGCCAGAUACAUGACUGAGGCAGGGGAUUUGACGAACAGUGAGAACUUGAGGAUGAAAUAUUUCCCUAGUUCUUUAACAAAUAACGCCUUUACGUGGUUUACGACUUUUCCACCAAAUUCCAUAGAUGCUUGGCCCUAG
Molecule: messenger RNA, 594 nt
Organism: Lathyrus oleraceus (garden pea)
Lineage: Eukaryota; Viridiplantae; Streptophyta; Magnoliopsida; Fabales; Fabaceae
Exons: 1
Coding region: 1-594 (197 amino acids)
Source: RefSeq, a predicted model, not a curated record